Oncorhynchus mykiss (rainbow trout) is the source of this 2200-nucleotide messenger RNA. RefSeq names its product neuropeptide Y receptor type 2-like. Gene Ontology annotation, biological process: G protein-coupled receptor signaling pathway. The record is from RefSeq and is a predicted model, not a curated record. NCBI's taxonomy places the organism in Eukaryota, Metazoa, Chordata, Actinopteri, Salmoniformes, Salmonidae. Gene Ontology annotation, cellular component: membrane. Gene Ontology annotation, molecular function: neuropeptide Y receptor activity.
CCUUUCAAGACAGGAGUCCACAGCGUGCGCAGUGCGCUUGUCUUGUUGAGCACAUACCUCGUAGGAAAAAAGCCGUGGAGUUUUGCCAAUAUAUAUCACCGUUCAGUUAGUCAGUUGCUUGUUGUCUAGAUUCCUAGAUAUGUCUACUACUUGAUGUGCGAUACAAUAAAAUGGCUUGAUACCUAGGACAUGUGGUGAUAAAAAAAAAAUGCUGCAACUUGAAUAUAGGGUAUUAUUUAAUGUUAACUUGAAAAUGCUAAUGCGCUGCUGAGAACCUUGACAAAAAGGGUUAUCAUCGGGAAGUAUAACGAAUGCGUCUGUUACAGAUCAAGAAUUUGUGAGGCCCGGAGGGGAACGAUACCAAUGGAUAAUGCAAGUCAAGUAUACAUAACUCCAAUGGAGGACUGUGCAAAUUCUUCUAGACUUGCUGGUGAAUUCUCAAACUGCUACAACACCUUUCCAGACCUGGAGGACAGCACCAAGCUGGUGGGAGUGCAAGUGAUCCUCAUCCUGGCUUACAGCACCAUCAUACUGUUCGGAGUCAUCGGAAACUCCCUGGUGAUAUACGUGGUGUACAAGUUCAAAACUCUGCACACCGUCACCAAUUUUUUCAUCGUGAACCUGGCUGUGGCCGAUCUGCUGGUGAAUACUCUAUGUCUGCCAUUUACUUUGAUCAACACUCUCCAUGGAGAGUGGAGGUUUGGCCAGGUGUUGUGCUUCAUGCUGCCCUUCUCCCAAGGCAUGUCCGUGCACGUUUCCACCAUCACGCUCAACAUCAUCGCCCUGGACCGCCACCGGAGCAUUGUCUACCACCUGGAGACCAAGAUGUCCAAGGAAAUGUGUGCCGCCGUCAUCGUCAUGACGUGGGCCAUAAGCGCGGUCCUGGCCAGCCCGCUCGCCGUCUUCCGGGAGUACGGGACGUUUGACCUUUCGCCCGAGCAGUCCAUUCAGGUUUGCACGGAAAAGUGGCCAGGGAGCGGCAUGGACGGGACCAUCUAUAGUAUCUCCAUGCUCCUGCUCCAGUACUGCCUGCCGCUGGCCAUCAACUCCUUCGCCUACAUCCGAAUCUGGAGUAAGCUGAAGAACCACGUGAGUCCGACAGGGAGGAACAACCGCCACCAGCGCAAGAGGAAGACCACUAAGAUGCUGGUGAUCGUGGUGGUGGUGUUUGCAGUGAGCUGGCUGCCUCUCCACGCCUUCCAGCUGGCCAUUGACAUUGACAACAGUGUCUUGGACAUGAAAGACUUCAAGCUGCUUUUCACCAUGUUCCACAUCGUGGCCAUGUGCUCGACCUUUGUCAACCCCAUCCUCUAUGGGUGGAUGAACAACAACUACCGGACUGCGUUUCUGUCCGUGUGUAAGUGCAGCCAACCUGUCAAUUCUGGGUCGAGGAGCAUCAUGAGCAGAAAGACACUGAGGGAAAAGGACAUGAGCGAUACAGAUUUCCAAGCGACUAAAGUCUGAAUUCAUAAUAUCAACUGAAAUGUGAAAUUGCUGUUCUGUGCAACCUACUGUAAGGGUGAAUUAUGGGUAAAACAUUCUGCUUUUAAAUUAUUGUCGAAAGGUUCAGUGAAGAACCAAGUGUGUUCAAAAUGUGUAAAUGAUUUCAUGCAAGUGCCAAAUGCAUUGCUGAAUUGUGCCAUUGAUAAUCAAGAGCUUAUGAAACUGCUGUUUAAAACUUGCUGCUUCUUCCAUCUGGCUACUUAGGCCACAUGCAAAUGUUGAUGUUUAAAUGUUGAUCGUGGGACAAAAAAAUGUUGACAUUUGCCUUGGUGAACGCUACCAUAGUAAACCAUGUGGAUCAUACUUUUUUCUUUAGAAAUGGAUUCCGAGGCCUUGUUUUGAUAGAUGUGCUUUAAUUAAAAGCUGAGGUGGAAAACACAUUAGUUCAGAACGCAGGUUGUAAUUUAUUGACACCUAAUAGCUGCAAAUUCAGCAUGUAAUGAUAGAAACUGACUCAUCCAUUUAAUCAAGCUGCGUGUCAGUGCUGACAUUUCCAAAUUCAAAUCAAAUCACAUUGUAUUUGUCACAUGUGCCGAAUACAACAGGUUUCACCUUACUGUGAAAUGCUUACUUUACAAGCCCUUAACCAACAAUGCAGUUCUAGAAAUAGAGUUAGAAAAUAUUCACUAAAUAAACUAAAAGUAAAAAAAUUAAAAAUAAUAUUACAUAACAAUAGCAGUGUAAAAACAAGGGGGGG